GAGUCCAUUCACGUCGCUCGCCGACCAACCGGAGGAGACGCGCCCGAAUAAGAAGAAGACCGCGCGUCCCCAUUGCUCGGCCGAUCACCGGCGCCGAUCGCCAUGUCUUUCACCGGCACGCAGGACAAGUGCAAGACGUGCGACAAGACCGUCCAUUUCAUCGACCUCCUCACCGCCGACGGCGUCUCCUACCACAAGACAUGCUUCAAGUGCAGCCACUGCAAGGGGACCCUCUCGAUGUGCAACUACUCUUCCAUGGAUGGUGUUCUCUAUUGCAAGACCCAUUUCGAACAGCUCUUCAAGGAGACGGGGAACUUCUCAAAGAAUUUUACGCCAGGUGGCAAAUCCGCAGAGAAGAGCGAGGCAAAGGCUCCAAGCAAGAUGUCAUCUGCCUUCUCUGGAACUCAAGAUAAAUGCGCGGCCUGCCAAAAGACCGUGUACCCAUUGGAGAAGCUAACUUUGGAGGGCGAAUGCUACCACAAGAGCUGCUUCAAGUGCUCGCAUGGUGGCUGCAUCUUGACGACCUCCUCGUAUGCCGCUCUCAACGGAAUCCUCUACUGCAAGAUCCAUUUCUCACAGCUGUUCAAGGAGAAGGGAAGCUACAACCAUCUCAUCAAGACCGCGCAAACAAAGAAGGAGAAUGUGGAGGCUGCGGCUGCGGCAGAGGCAGGGGCGGAGGCAGUAGCUGCUGCUGCAGCAGCAACAGCAGAGCCGGAAGCACCACCGCAAGAUGAAGAAUAGAGCAAAGAUUAGGAGCAAACCAAAGGAAACAACAGAACCAAAUAUUAUAUAUAAAAAAAGGCUCCGCAAUUUACAGAUAGUAAUUUGCAAUACUUCCUUCCCUGCUUCCAUUUUUGUAUGGCCUCUCAAAGCUUGCUUUUGUUCAAGCUGGAAUUGUAUCAUUUCUCGAAAACUUGUCACCUGGACAUGAAACUAUUGGUUUGCACAGCCA
This is a messenger RNA of Triticum urartu, 952 nucleotides long. Its product is annotated as LIM domain-containing protein PLIM2b-like. Lineage: Eukaryota; Viridiplantae; Streptophyta; Magnoliopsida; Poales; Poaceae. The record is from RefSeq and is a predicted model, not a curated record.